CAGAAUUGUCUUGAUUACUUACCAAUGGCAAGAUCGAGACAACAUUUCUCUAGCCAAGAUUCCUCACUGUCACCGACUUCAGUGAGAUCACGAGAAUGGGAGGGUCCAUCAAGAUGGACUGAGUACUUGGGUCCAGAAACAACUUCUCCAAUGAGUUUGAGGAGCUCCAGGAAUGCAGGUCCUGAUGUCCAUAGUUCAGGCGGGUCCCACAAAGGAUUGAACAUGCAGUGGGUAGUUCAACUAAUUGAAGUGGCAGAAGGUCUUAUGGCUAAAAUAUAUAGGUUGAACCAAAUUUUGGAUUACCCGGAUCCAGUUGGCCAUGUAUUUUCAGAAGCAUUUUGGAAAGCCGGUGUGUUUCCUAACCAUCCAAGAAUUUGCUUGUUACUCUCAAAGAAGUUCCCUGAACAUUAUAGCAAGUUGCAGCUUGACCGCAUUGAUAAGGUUGCUUGGGAUGCCUUACAUGAUAAUGCAGAACUUCAUUUACAAAGCUUGGAACCAUGGAUCCAGGUACGGA
This is a messenger RNA of Prunus avium (sweet cherry), 514 nucleotides long. Lineage: Eukaryota; Viridiplantae; Streptophyta; Magnoliopsida; Rosales; Rosaceae. The record is from RefSeq and is a predicted model, not a curated record.